Trichoderma citrinoviride is the source of this 4203-nucleotide messenger RNA. Its product is annotated as glycosyltransferase family 1 protein. Lineage: Eukaryota; Fungi; Ascomycota; Sordariomycetes; Hypocreales; Hypocreaceae. Gene Ontology annotation, molecular function: UDP-glycosyltransferase activity; hexosyltransferase activity. The transcript is spliced from 6 exons. The record is from RefSeq and is a predicted model, not a curated record. Bases 1 to 4203 code for a protein of 1400 amino acids. Gene Ontology annotation, biological process: carbohydrate metabolic process.
AUGGCCACAACGCCCACGCCCCGUUAUAGCAGCCCAGACGGCCAAGGCGAUGCGGUUACUGCGCCUGCGCCUGCGCCCUCGCCUCCCAACAGCGACGACCGAACCCCAACUGCUGAGCUCCCCGAACCUCUCCAAGGCAGCGACGACGAGACGAGCGAGAAUGUCGGACCCGCGAACCCCGGCCACAUGGCUGUGAACCUGAACCAGAGCAUCUUUGGUUUGAUUGCCGCCGCGGGCUCCCGUGUCGACUUCAACACGCGCUUCGACGACGGCAGCAGCGACGAGGACGAGGGGGGCAGCCUAAAGCCUUUACGUCCACGACACCGCGAUCUUUCACAAACCGCCAUACUCGGAUCACUACCGCCCAAGGACAAAAGGCUUGGAAAGAAGCAGCCGUCUGGACACCGGAUGCUCAAAUCCUUUGCCUCAUUACCCAAGAGGACAAGUAGAUCCGGAAAGGGCUCCAGCCGGUUAUGGGAGCCUACACAGGAAGUCGACGAGCAGAGCGAGAGUAGCGAAGCGCCAUCUCCCAAGAUCUCUCUACAGCAGCCUGAGGACGACCUCCGGAUAGCGCCCGUCAUGAGCAGGAUGCUGGAGGCCAAGGCUGAAAUGGCCAGCCGGUCUAGCUAUGAUACCGAAAGAGACUCUUCCGGUCCGGAGCAAGAGGACGAUGAGGAAGAAGAGGACGAUGAAGACAGCGAAGGGGAGCACGUCACAGAGCUGGCCAAGAAGCUGAUGGAGAUAUUCAAGUUUGACGAACCCGAGCGAGUCAUUGAAGAGUAUCCCUGCUGGCUAUUGCAGAGCGUCUUGCUCCAGGGCUUCUUAUACAUCACUUCCAAGCACAUUUGCUUCUACGCACACCUCCCGAAGAAGACGCACACCGUUACCAAGUCUGGUUUCAUGCUGAAAAGCGGCAAACGCAACCCAAAAUACAACCGCUACUGGUUCCGCCUGAAAGGCGACGUCUUGUCCUACUACCAGGAUCCCACAAACUUGUACUUCCCUCACGGCCACAUCGACCUCAGUUUCGGCAUCUCUGCUAGCAUUACCGACGAAGACAAGGAGGGCGUGCACUUCUCCGUAGUGACAAGCCACCGUACCUACAACUUCAAGGCAGAGAGUGCGCCAAGCGCAAAGGAGUGGGUAAAGAGCCUACAAAGGGUCAUCUUCCGAAGCCACAACGAUGGUGAUAGCGUCAAAAUCUCUCUGCCCAUUGACAACAUCCUUGACGUUGAGGAUACUCAGAUGAUGGAGUUCUCAGACACGUGCAAGAUUCGGGUCAUUGAUAGCGAUGAGACCUUUGCGAUCGACGAGUACUUUUUCUCAUUCUUCAACUCCGGCAAAGAGGCCAUAAGUGUCAUCAAGGUGUUGGUAGAAAACGCAUCCGCCGAGGCGCCAACUGCCGGCAAGGUUAUUGCAGCUCACGAGGAAGAGUCUUCAAAUCAGUCGUCGCCUCGCAUUUCUGGGACCGCAUUUCGGAACCUAGCUCGCGUAGACAGCGCACUCACGACGAAGCCUCCCGGCACUGCCAGAGGAGACGGUUCUCCCGCAUGGGCUGAUUCAACAAGUCCAAGUGCCGACGAAGGCGUGCUGAGCUUGAAGAGUUCUCGGGGUAGGAGUUCGAGCGACAACAGGACGUCAGAUCACGCUGGAGAAAGGAGGGACUCACGGCUGCUGGAAUCGUCAGAGUCCAACUUGUAUUCCUCCAUCGAGGAGCCAAGCUUCGCCAGCCUAACGCAGUCUGCGUUCGAAGACCCCUCUGCGAGCCAGAUCCUUCGAGGCAGCGAUGUUUUCCAGAGUCCCACGAUGAGACACUCGCAAACCUCAAGUCGCGAUUACGAGGAGUCGAGAGGCAAAGAUGCAGAGUCAAAACAAGGGCAGCACUCUUCGGCGGCGGCAAGUCAAAAUGAUGCCUCGAGCUACACCGGUGUUAUCGAACCUCCGCGAACGUCGACACCCACGCUGCAGAGCAUUACCAAGAUUGGGACUUAUCCCCUUCAGCGGGCCGGCGCCAUCGCCGAGUAUCUGAACAAGACGGGCAAAAGAAUGAGUACUCUCUUUGCCACAGAAUCUAUGGGCUAUGUCGAGAAGGUUUCGGGCAUGUGGAAGGGCGAACGCAAGCACUACGACGAACCAGCCGGUCUACGGCCCGACCAGGACGAGCUGGAAGAGAACGAUGAUGGUCAGAUACAAACCUCGAAUGAGCGGUUCCGAGCGCACUUUGCACUCCCCGACACAGAGAGGCUGCAGGCCACCUACUUUGGCUACAUCAUGCGUGUCCUGCCGCUGUAUGGCAAAAUCUACCUCAGUGGUCGAUAUUUCUGCUUCCGAAGUCUGCUCCCGGGCACUCGCACCAAGUUGAUCUUACCUUUAAAGGACAUCGAGAACGCCCACAAGGAGAAGGGCUUCCGUUUUGGAUAUUCUGGCUUGGUUGUCGUGAUCCGGGGGCAUGAAGAGCUCUUCUUUGAGUUUCGAACGGCCGAGGUCCGUGAUGACUGCGCGGUGACGCUCUUGCAAGGCCUCGAGACCAAUCGCCAUCUUCAGGAAUCCGGAAUCUUGGAGCAGCAUUAUACAGAUGAUGCAAACGCUGCCAUUGCGGAGCGAGACGCUUUGAGUUCAGCGAGAGGGGCUGCGUUUGCGGAUGGCGACCUUCACCUCGCGCAAUCGACUACCCUGCCUCAAGUCCCCAACGUCUCGGCCGGGGACGACAUGGAAGCAUCAGUGAUUCACUUCAAGGCGCCGCAUCCUAUGAGAAUCACAUGUCUAACGAUUGGCUCCAGAGGGGAUGUUCAGCCAUACAUCGCCCUGUGCAAGGGAUUGCUCGCAGAAGGCCACAAGCCACGGAUCGCGACCCAUGCUGAGUUCCAAGGAUGGAUCGAGUCCCACGGUAUCGAAUUUGCGUGUGUCGAGGGUGACCCUGGAGAGCUCAUGCGCCUCUGCAUUGAGAAUGGAACUUUUACUCUGUCAUUCCUGCGAGAAGCCAAUGCGACGUUUCGAGGCUGGCUUGACGACCUCCUCGACUCCGCGUACAAGGCGUGCGAGGGAUCCGAGCUCCUCAUCGAGUCACCGUCAGCCAUGGCAGGAAUUCACAUUGCAGAGAAGCUUGGCAUCCCCUACUUCAGAGCCUUCACCAUGCCAUGGACGAGGACGAGGGCUUAUCCCCACGCUUUUGUCACGCCGGAAAACAAGAUGGGCGGUGCCUACAAUUACAUGACCUACGUCAUGUUCGACAACAUCUUUUGGAAAGCUACUGCUCAUCAGGUCAACCGAUGGAGGAACAAGACGCUUGGUUUGCCAAACACCAGCUUGGAAAAGAUGCAGCCCAACAAGGUGCCCUUCCUGUACAACUUUAGCCCGAGUGUUGUCGCGCCUCCGCUGGACUUUUCCGACUGGGUCAGGGUCACCGGCUACUGGUUCUUGGACGAGGGCAGCGACUACGAGCCUCCCCAAGAACUUCGGGACUUUAUCAAGAAAGCGAGGGAUGAUGGCAAGAAGAUUGUGUAUGUCGGUUUUGGCUCCAUCAUUGUCAACGACCCGGUCAAGAUGACCCAGGAAGUCAUCGAUGCCAUCCUUAAGGCCGAUGUCCGAUGCAUCCUGUCCAAGGGAUGGUCUGACCGCAUCACUGGACAAAACGAACCCGCGAGGCCCGCCGCUGAAGAGCCAGUGAUGCCGCCGGAGAUUCACGUCAUCAAGUCUGCUCCCCACGACUGGUUGUUCCGACAGAUCGAUGCGGCAGCGCAUCACGGCGGAUCUGGCACCACUGGCGCCAGCCUGAGGGCCGGCAUCCCGACCAUUAUCCGGCCAUUCUUUGGAGACCAGUUCUUCUUUGCAAGCCGAGUGGAAGAUUUGGGCGUUGGUGUUUGGGUCAAAAAGUGGGGGACAAAAUCCUUUGGCCGGGCUCUUUGGGAGGUUACGCGUAACGAGCGAAUGAUUAUCAAGGCCCGGCUCUUGGGAGAGCAGAUUCGCAAGGAAACCGGCGUGGAAACUGCGAUUCAGUCGAUUUACCGAGACAUGGACUACGCAAAGAGCCUGAUCAAGCAUACAGACGGGCAUCUGGAAGCCGAAGAAGACGAGGACACGGAAGAAAGCUGGACGUUUGUCCGGGGCGACGAACCGGAUCCGGAUGUGAUUACGACCAAGUUGAGCGAGGGAUUGGAUGGCGUUGCAUUGGGUAACAAUAGCAAGGCGUCGGUCAAGGCUUGA